UCAAUUGUCAUAGUCAUCAUCACGGGAAAAUAAAACUGUUGCGUUGUUUUUAGUUUGUGGCUUGUGGUAAUAAUUUCAGAUUAAGUGCAGUUUGUGUAGUGCAGUCGUGCAGUGCAGUUAAAUAUUUGUUAAACAAAUAUCUUCGUGACAUGUUUUAAAUUAGUGGAUAGUGAAUAGUGCAAAAUGCCACCUACCGUUCAAACAAAUGAGCCGGAAAGAGACAAACGUCCACAGCGGACAGGCGAAAGGAGAUCGGAGCUGGUGACACGAGUGAAAUACUGCAAUACACUACCCGAUAUACCAUUUGACUUAAAGUUUAUCACGUAUCCAUUUUCAUCAACACGAUUCAUACAAUAUAAUCCGACCUCUUUGGAAAAGAAUUAUCGGUAUGAAGUACUUACGGAGCACGACUUGGGUGUGCACAUAGACCUGAUAAACCGAGACAUAUAUCAAGGAGACGGCAAUGCUGUACUGGAUCCCGCUGACGAGAAACUAUUGGAAGAUGACAUCCUCACUCCUCAGGACUCGAAGAGGUCGCGACAUCAUGCUAAGAACGUAUCAUGGUUGCGUCGCUCUGAGUAUAUUUCUACUGAGCAGACUAGGUUCCAGCCUCAAUCUAUGGAGAAGGUUGAAGCGAAAGUGGGUUACAAUGUCAAGAAGAUCUUCAGUGAAGAAACUCUUUACAUGGACCGAGAGAGUCAGAUCAAAGCCAUUGAAAAGACAUUUGAGGACAACAAGAAGCCUAUAGAGAAGCAUUAUAGCAAGCCAGGAGUUACUCCAGUGGAAAUUAUGGAAGUAUUCCCUGACUUUGAUAUGUGGAAGUAUCCUUGUGCUCAAGUCAUAUUUGACUCGGACCCUGCUCCUGCUGACAAGAACAUUGCUGGACAGAUCGAGGCCAUGUCUCAGGCUAUGAUUCGAGGUGUGAUGGAUGAAAGUGGAGAGCAAUUCGUGGCGUACUGCUUACCCACAGAGGAAACAAUACAGAAACGUCGCCGUGAUAUUGCUGAGAACAUGCUCUACAUGGACGGUGACACAUAUGAGUACAAAAUGGCUAGAGAGUACAACUGGAACGUCAAGAGUAAAGCCUCUAAGGGUUACGAAGAAAACUAUUUCUUGGUUAUCCGCAACCAUUGUGUCUACUAUAACGAGUUGGAGACCCGCGUACGCCUAUCCAAGCGCCGCGCACGCGCCGGUGUGGCUGCGCAGGCGCUGACUCGCUUGGUCGUCACACAUCGACCGCUUAGCGCAGCGGAACAUCGCAUGCUGAGGCUGCGAGAGAAACAACUGGAGCCGCCGCAGGAGGAAGACGAGGAAGAGGAGGAAGAUGAAGACGAUGAUGAGGAGGAUAAGCAGGAGCAGAAUGGAGAGAAAGAGAGAUCACGAUCUCGUUCAAAAUCUGGUUCGAAGUCGCCUCAAGGUUCAGAUCGUUCAAAAGGUUCAAAAUCAAGAUCGAGGUCUGGAUCACGGGAUCGCUCCCGGUCGAGGUCCAAGUCUAAAUCGAAGUCCAGGAGUCGGUCUCGUUCUGGAUCUGGUUCCAGAAAAUCCAGAAGUCGCUCUCGUUCUGGGUCUGCUCGUUCGGGAUCCGCGAGAUCCGGUUCAGCUCAAUCUCGUUCCCGCUCCCGUUCCCGCUCUCGUUCACGAUCUCGUUCAAAGUCUGGUUCCCGCGCGUCGUCCCGAGCGUCUUCCCGCGCCAGCUCUAAAAGUGGAAAGGGAUCUCGCGCCAGUUCUGCAAGUGGAAGGGCUUCCAGGGCCAGUUCUAAAGCCAGCGGCAAUGGUUCAAGAGCAAGUUCCAGGGCGAGUUCACGUGCCUCAUCUCGGGCAAGCAAGCGAUCCUCGCGGGCAUCCUCGAGGGCAUCCCGUGCCUCAUCCAAGUCUAAAGCUUCAGGCUCCAAGGCAUCUUCUCGGGCAAGUUCUAGAAGAAACUCCGGCUCUGGAAGUGGGUCUGACAGGUCAAGAAGUAGAUCUGGAAGUGGAUCUAGGAAGGGUUCCCGAAGCCGCAGUGGUUCGGCAUCCAGUGGAUCAUCACGACACAGCGGCUCUGAUUGAAAUUACAAUUAUUCACAUUAAAACUUGUAGUAGUAUCCUCAAAGAUAUUUAGAGGUUUAUUCGAGUAAUGUAGAUUUACUGAUCAGCAGAUGAUUUAGCCCUUUCUAUAUCGUCAUCUGUGGUCCACUGUUUGUCAUAAGACUCUUCUAUAGCGCACCACCACAUACUUUCUAAUAUACUGUCUCUAAAAUCUACGCUCGAGUAAAUCUCCAUCUACUACUACUAAAAUUGUGUUCAAUACUAUUGAAUGAUUUGCUGCAAUCUGAACCCUUGUAUAGAAUAAUAAAUUCAAUAAAUAUUGCAAGAAUUUA
Messenger RNA from Spodoptera frugiperda (fall armyworm), 2357 nucleotides. RefSeq names its product RNA polymerase II-associated factor 1 homolog (gene atms). Lineage: Eukaryota; Metazoa; Arthropoda; Insecta; Lepidoptera; Noctuidae. The transcript is spliced from 10 exons. The record is from RefSeq and is a predicted model, not a curated record. Gene Ontology annotation, biological process: transcription elongation by RNA polymerase II. Gene Ontology annotation, molecular function: chromatin binding; RNA polymerase II complex binding. Bases 184 to 2046 code for a protein of 620 amino acids. Gene Ontology annotation, cellular component: Cdc73/Paf1 complex.